Bubalus bubalis (water buffalo) is the source of this 972-nucleotide messenger RNA. Its product is annotated as olfactory receptor 11G2-like. The record is from RefSeq and is a predicted model, not a curated record. Gene Ontology annotation, biological process: G protein-coupled receptor signaling pathway. The transcript has a single exon. Gene Ontology annotation, cellular component: membrane. Gene Ontology annotation, molecular function: G protein-coupled receptor activity; olfactory receptor activity. Bases 1 to 972 code for a protein of 323 amino acids. Lineage: Eukaryota; Metazoa; Chordata; Mammalia; Artiodactyla; Bovidae.
AUGAGGACCUUGGAGACUAAUACCUCUGGGUCUGUGAGUGAGUUCAUUCUCCUGGGCUUCCCCUGCCGCAGGGAGAUCCAGAUCCUCCUCUUUGUGCUCUUCUCCAUCAUCUAUUUCCUGAUCCUCAUGGGGAACGCAGCCAUCAUCUGUGCCGUGUGGUCAAGCCGGAAGCUCCAUACACCCAUGUACAUCCUCCUGGCCAACUUCUCCUUCCUGGAGAUCUGCUAUGUCAGUUCCGAUGUGCCCAAAAUGCUGGCCAACAUCAUCUCCCAGACCAAGAGAAUCUCCUACACUGGCUGCCUACUCCAGUUCUACUUCUUCUUCUCCAUGUGUGUGGCUGAGUCUUUAUUUCUGUCAGUGAUGUCUUUUGAUCGAUUUCUUGCCAUUUGUAGACCUUUGCAUUAUCCUAUCAUUAUGACCCAUCGCCUGUGUGUGUUGUUAGUGGUCUUCUGCUGGGUAGGUGGCUUUCUCUGGUUAUUGACCCCUUUGAUUCUAAUAUCUCAAGUGCCCUUCUGUGGUCCAAACACUGUUGACCAUUUUCUCUGUGAUCUGGCACCUUUGCUGGCACUGUCCUGUGCUCCAGUAUCUGGAAUUAGGCUGAUUUGUGGUAUCGUGAGCUCUCUAAUCAUCUUCCUCACCUUACUGUACAUUCUUGGCACUUACUUUUGUGUCCUCAGUGUGGUGCUACAGAUGUCCUCAGGCUCAGGAAGGCAGAAGGCUUUCUCUACUUGUGCCUCCCACCUUGCUGUGGUAUCCCUCUUCUAUGGCUCAGUCAUGGUGAUGUAUGUUAGCCCAGGUUCUGGCGAAUAUCCAGGGAUACAGAAAUUUGUGACCUUGUUCUAUGCUUUGGCAACCCCUUUCUUUAAUCCCCUGAUCUACAACUUCCGGAACAAAGAUAUGGAAGAAGCACUAAAAAAAAUUUUGAGUGUUUUACUGAAGGAAAUCUUUAAAGGCUCCAAAAGUCGAAUUUAA